AUGGAACUUGAGAAUAAAGCAAUGUGGGCUUUAAAGAAAUUGAAUCUUGAGUGGUUUGUUGCCGCCAACUUAAGGAUGACACAUUUGAGCGAGUUGGAUGAAUUCCGAUACCAUGCAUACACAAGUUCUUCCUUAUACAAAGAGAAGAUGAAAUAUCUUCAUGAAAAGUACAUAUGGAACAAAGAGCUUAAAGAGGGUGAUCUUGUGUUCAAUUCGCGGUUGCGAAUGUUUCCCAGAAAGUUAAAGUCUAAAUGGAGUGGCCCGUUCGAGGUUGUGAGUGUGAAACUCUUUGGUGCAUUGGACCUGAAGAAUAAAAAUAAUGAAGUGUUUAGAGUCAAUGGUGACUGGUUGAAGCAUUACCUUAUAAGAGUUGGUGAUGUGCACAUCGUGGCGGAAUGA
Nicotiana tabacum (common tobacco) is the source of this 399-nucleotide messenger RNA. The record is from RefSeq and is a predicted model, not a curated record. NCBI's taxonomy places the organism in Eukaryota, Viridiplantae, Streptophyta, Magnoliopsida, Solanales, Solanaceae.